AUGGAAAGCUUAUUUUCGAUGCUUUUUUUAAAAAUAAAAAAAAUACAUUUGGAUUAGAAACAGUAGAUGAUUUAAAUAAAUCUGAAUUUAAUGCAUUGACUAUUGCAGUUACUAAGGUAUGAAAUGUUGCUGUAACAAGCAAGAUUUUAUUUAACUCAAUAAAAAUUAGGUUUAAGUAAAAAGAUAAUAAAAUUAAUGA
Messenger RNA from Paramecium sonneborni, 199 nucleotides. NCBI's taxonomy places the organism in Eukaryota, Ciliophora, Oligohymenophorea, Peniculida, Parameciidae. The record is from the annotation of a GenBank genome assembly.